AUGGAGACCUCGACGUCGCCAGGGAUGGCGGUAUCUGGGCUAAUGCAGCAGCUGAAAAGUGGCGAGAUUUCCAAGAUGCAGCUCUUUCAGCAACUCGCCAAGCUUCAAGCGGGGCCAGGUGCCGGUAUUUCCAGUGCCGUGCCCCCUCCCGUUCCAACAGCGAUGAACAUCAAUCUAACCUCGUCGAUUCAGUCGAAUGGAAACUAUCAAACAUCUUCGUCGAAUCCGGGAGUGGGUGUACCGUCAGCUAUCUCGCCAGUAUUCUCGUUUUCCGUGGCAGGGAAUCAGGCAACCAGUGUUUCAGCUGCGGCAGUGCCUCCGUUUCAUAUGACUCAGACCCCAGUAGCCUCUCCUGCAUUCUCUUUUGGUGGGGCAGUGACGCCCAUGCCGUUCCCUGGACAGGCAAUGCACGGCAAGACUGGAGCUGCACGCCCUUUCAUGUUGCCUCCAGGACCAGACCUCGCUGCAAUGACCUCAAAACCCGGUGCUACCAUCGUUGAGAGUGACGUAGAGUUUCUCUCGACGGGGGUAUCACAUGAUAAGGCAAAGCAGUUUAGUGUACAAGAAUGGAUGGCUAAUAAGUCGAGGACCUCAGCAUCGAGCCAAGUGAGCAACGCUCUACGACUUCAUUAUCAGCAGCAGUCACAUCCACAACCGGCCGAGUUUCAGAUGGCAGACCCGUCGGUCUUCGAUGGUGACCGAUUUGGGGCAGGUGCUCACGCUAAUAGCACAUCCACAUCGUAUCCGCCGCAUUUGGGCACCACAGUACCGGCGUUUGGAGGAGUUGGCGCCAACGUCUCACUGGAACUUAACGGUACCAGUCGGCAGAACUAUGUGCACGCAGCUCAAGAUCACCCCCUAGGACAGGUGCUGCUCGUUGAUGACAGCUUUUGCCUCAAACGCGAGGAUACGAAAGAAGAGCAGCAAUAUCUCGACUUCACCGAGCAGUUCCGGGAUGAUCUUGAUGACGAGCACAUUCCAAAUGCAAGUGGCAACAAUGGAGGAAAAGGUGGAGGCAAUAACAAUAUCGAUGACAAAUUUCAUGCGCGAGUAACUCGCUGGAAGUCUCAGAAAGAUGCUAUUCGGGAGCAAAUGAAGCAGCAGCUACUGCAGUCAGAACUCGACGAGUGCACGUUUGCGCCGAAGAUCAACCCUAAGUCCACGAAAGUCGCUGCAAAGUUGCGUGGACGACAGUCAUCUGGUGGCUUAAACCAAGGGCUAAGCGUCCUGCAAGCUGUCUCUGAACGACUAUACCAGGAAGCAGACAACUACAGAAUUCGAGAAGAGCUAGCAACAAAGCUGAAGGCCGACGAGGAAGCAGAGAUCGAUCGUCAGUGCACCUUCAAGCCAAAGAUCAACCCCAGUGACAAAGUCAAGGCAAAGUACAUGGAGGCCAGGCCAACAUCUUCGCCGUCAAUGACAGCAGCAUCGCGUGAAGCCGCUGCGAAGGAGCUGGCUGAAUGCACCUUCUAUCCGAAAGUGAACGGCAUUAGAUCCGAGAUGGUCUCAGCACAGCUUUACUUACAACAGAACAUUUACGAGCGAUUAAGCAAGCCGUGUUGCGACGCAGAAGAUGGAAAAUCUCCAGCUAGAAGCCGCAGUGGGAGAAGGAGAAGUUUAUCCUUGUUUGGUGAUGACGACGAAGACAGGGACAUGCUGGAUGCUACUUCUCCUCGAUCUUGCCAAGACGAUAUUUCUGUACGGCCCGGCGGCAAAAGUCGACGUCGAUCAUCGUCAGGUGCACAACGCGGACAAGGACCGCGAUCAGUGGACGGUGGUGAUCAAACCCAGGAGAGCAAAGAAGAGCGUGCUCGACAGUUCAAGAACUUCAUCGAGCGACAGGAAUUCCAUGAGCAAGCACGACACAAGCGGAUUGAACAAACCAAACAACAGCUUACACCUGGCUACAAGCCGACGAUCAAUAAGAAGUCUCUUGCCAUGAUGGAAAAUGGCCGUAAGGGUGACUUCCUUGAGCGCAUUUCCUCAUACGCGUUGCGUAAAGAGCAUGACAACGUUAAGAAGAAGACCGUGCGAUCGACGGACCCGAACUGCACAUUUAAACCGGCGAUCAAUCAGGCAAGUACCAAGCGAAAGCCCCGAUCCAUCACCGAAUUAAGUCGAGGGGAUUUGCUGCGACGAGAGACGACUCAGCGGCUUAUGAAGCUGAAGAUGGAGCAAGAGGAGAUGGCAUCACUAACCUUCCGGCCGCAAUUGAACCGCAAGUCGGAGCGAUAUGAAGGUCGGCUAAAGAUCCUUUCCGACCCCGACUCGUAUCUGCAGCGUAUUCAGCAACAGAGCCAAGCACACACCACCAAACAGCGUCGAGCCAUCCAGGAAAAAGAAAUCGGGGAGUUCGCUGAGUGCACGUUCAAGCCUCGCACGAUCGAAGCUCCGGCAUACGUGCAACGCAUAGCUAGAAGUGUCUCGCUCACCAAGGCACUGCGAGCACAGCAACAAGCUGCAGCUCGAGCGAAGGAAAAACCCGAGUGGAAGUAG
Messenger RNA from Phytophthora nicotianae INRA-310, 2496 nucleotides. RefSeq lists its product as hypothetical. The transcript is spliced from 2 exons. The coding region runs from base 1 to 2496 and encodes 831 amino acids. NCBI's taxonomy places the organism in Eukaryota, Oomycota, Peronosporomycetes, Peronosporales, Peronosporaceae. The record is from RefSeq and is a predicted model, not a curated record.